AUGUCCGUCGGCUCCACCACCUCCUCGCAACCAACAACAACAGCGCUGCCACCGCCAUCCUUCCCGUCCCCAUCCCGCCAAAAAGAGCUAGGAGAAAUGUGGGAGCGCGCGGUGCAGUGUAUUCGCGUUCCGCUUCAGGACUGUGGAGGUGGGGAGGAGGUGGAGGACGUGUUCAUCCAGGGCUUGGAAUAUAUCCAGGGAAGGAGAGAGGCAAUGAAGGAAUGGCCGGAGAUAUUGCGAGAGGGUGUUUGGUACAUGAUAACCGCCUGGAACUCCAUGGGCGCCACCCAACCCGCUCACAUCAACCAGGCCGCCAACGAGCUACUACAUUCACGCUUGUCGGAGGUAUUCCCGUCAAAGGCAUCACCACGCAUAUUAGAAGCAUACGGCACGGACGACACGGAGGCGUGGCGGGAGGAUGGGUUUGCUGUUCAUGUCAGCACAUCUACAAUUCAGGAUCAGUCACACGCGAGUGAGGAAGAAGUGAUUUUAGGGCUGGGGAGGGAGUUUGGGCAGGUUGCGCUGUAUCGGCUUGAAUGGGUAUCUGAUGCGGGCGGGGAGGGGAAGGAAGUGCGGGGAAGGAUGAUACAGAGGGUUGUGGCGUGCUAUGAGGAGAUGAGGGGGGUUGAGUCGGAUAUUGAGGUGGGGAGGAGGUAG
Messenger RNA from Fimicolochytrium jonesii, 657 nucleotides. RefSeq lists its product as uncharacterized. The record is from RefSeq and is a predicted model, not a curated record. The transcript has 2 exons. Lineage: Eukaryota; Fungi; Chytridiomycota; Chytridiomycetes; Spizellomycetales; Powellomycetaceae. The coding region runs from base 1 to 657 and encodes 218 amino acids.